Molecule: messenger RNA, 6373 nt
Organism: Mizuhopecten yessoensis (Yesso scallop)
Lineage: Eukaryota; Metazoa; Mollusca; Bivalvia; Pectinida; Pectinidae
Product: little elongation complex subunit 2-like
Exons: 19
Coding region: 266-5473 (1735 amino acids)
Biological process (GO): snRNA transcription by RNA polymerase II; snRNA transcription by RNA polymerase III; positive regulation of transcription by RNA polymerase III
Cellular component (GO): transcription elongation factor complex
Molecular function (GO): DNA binding
Source: RefSeq, a predicted model, not a curated record
AUUUUUUCAUCAAUGAUGUUUUAUAUCAUUAACACUUGGUAAAAAAAUACAAGAUUUGAAGACAUCAUAAAUUAGUUAUUUCGUUUUAUUUGCCUUGUCGAAUUAUUACUUCCGGUGUAAAAUAACACUUCCGGUAACUGGAUCAGUUUGGAGAAUCACGUUUUUUUUCCUACUGGAAAUGGAAAAUAAGUUCUGUGACAACAUUUAUUUGUAACACGUAAUGAUGGCAUUAUCCAGCAACCACUUUAUUUGACAUCCAGUUAACAUGUCACUUAACUGGGAUGUUCCUUUGAAGAAUGGAAAAGAUGUGUUUUUCACCGAGGAAAGCUUCAAUAUAUUCAACAACUUUAUCACGUUUGAAGAGCGAUUCCUCAAGCGUUUGGAGGACCAUGAUGCUGCGGCUAACAGUACAGGAGUUGAGGGUGUCGACGGUAGCAAUGGGUCUAAGGUGCCUGAGGUAAAACCAGAAUCUACCACGUUGGCACCAGGUGACAAGGAAGCUGCCGGGAAGCAAGCAUCUUACAACAAGCUGUCGACAGACAACAGAAAAACAGAAAAACAAAACAGAUUUUCAACAGAAGAUGAAGCUCAGUCAAGACUCAAGCUUGCCUUACACAUUACCAAGGGGAGACUACCCCCACCCAGAAAGUCCUCUUUGUGUCACGAAGAUCAGAAACUGUACCUGACAUUGUACAGUAAAUAUGGUGGUCAUUCUCCAGCCGACCCAACAGAGGAGGAGAUCACAGAACUCAACAAACUUAAGGUGCUGCAGGCCGUGGUGAAGAAGGAACAGGAAGAAUACCACCAAUACUCCCUGUCACUGGCCACAGCUCUACAGGUUGAAUAUCACUACAUGGACGCUUCAGCUAGGAAGUACAUGGAGGCCCGACUAACGGCUCGACGUCGGGAAGUGGAGAUGUACCCUAGUCAUUACAACAUUGUGAGCAGCUUCUCCCUAAAGGGCGCUGGACAAGUUUCCCCCCUGACUUACAUCAAACCUCUCCUCCAGCUGGGUUCUGUACCGAAAAUGAUCAUUCCCACAGUCACAUACGAUGGAGGACAUCAACUUACCAUAGAUACUGCAGCUGUCAGGCAGGAAAAUCCCAUUAGGUCUAGCAAAGGAAAGGAGGCCAACUGGAACCACGAGGCAUGCAGUAUGGAUGAGAAUGCUGAGGUUAUGGCGGUCCAACACCGGGCUCACAUAGUGAUAUCUCCGGGGGCCCUGAUGUGUCUGGUAGAUAACCACGCUCCUGAUUACAGUAGGGGCUGGGAACUGCCCUUUUCCGUUAAGGAGUAUGAUGUUAUAGAGGGUGACAAGAAGGUGCGACACAGAAUAGUGUAUAUCGACAAAGCCUUCGCAUCUACUAAUGUUAUGGAGCGAGCCAAGAAUACGAAGUUUUACAAGUUACUACUUCGCAACAUUUUCUGUCGCCAUAACUCAAAGGACCAGAGUUUGGAUCAGAGCUCUGGUGUGGAUGCAGCGUCGAAAAAAACAGAGGAUAAAAGAUCAAAAGGGGAGGGAAAAGAAUCGACAGACAAACAAGCUCCUGUCUCACAGCUGGGAGACAUCUUUGAUAUUGGCAAAGCUUCCAUGGAAGAAGUGGAAACUUUCGGAACUUCAAGCUUUGAAUCUUUUAAAACCAAAAAGAAAAGUGAGACGAGUAAUACUCUAGGCAGUGAGAAUAAAACAUUUGGAGCAAGUGGAAAUUCAGCUAAAAUAGAUAAAAUAGGGAAAGCUAAUCCGUCGUCUAGGAAAGUGAAACGAGAUUCUUUCAACAUAUUUAGUGAUGAAACUGUAGAGGAUAUUGAAACGUUCGGACUCAAUAUUUCCAGGGAGAAAUCUACAAAGAAAAUGUCCAGUUCUAAAGUGAAAAACAAGGAGAUUGGACAAAUUUCUGAAAACAACAUUGUCAUUGAAACUUCUGCGACAUUGUCUAAAGCGACAGCGCCAUCAUCAACUGUUAGUUCAGAUGUUAAACAGACGCCAUCCUCACCAGUUUCACAGACACUAUCCACUUCCACUACCGUGGUUACGGGAUCCACAUCAGCUGGUUCUGAUUGUAUAAGUUCUAAUACAGAUACUCCACUCAGCUCUGUUGGUAGGGAAACAGGUGAUCAUGUUGAUAUAGGAAAACUACAUACUGUUGAUAUGGGAAAACUACAUACACAUCAUGUUUCUAUGGAAACACCAACAGAAAGUCAUGUAUCUAUGGAUACACCAACAGACAAUAAUGUUACUAUCAAAACACAAACAAAUUCAAAUGUUACCAUAGAAACACCAGAAGAAGGUGAUGUUACCAUGGAAACACAACCAGAAUCUAAUGUUACUGUGGAAAAAUCAACAGAAGGUGAUGUUAUCAUGGAAACCCCAACAGUAAGUCAUGUUGCUAUGGAAAUGCCAACAGAAAGUCAUGUUGCUAUGGAAACACCAACAGAAAGUUGUGUUGCUAUGGAAACACCAACAGAAAGUUGUGUUGCCAUAAAAACACCAACAGAAAGUCAUGCUGCCAUAGAAACACCUACAGAAAGUUGUGUUGCCAUAAAAACACCAACAGAAAGUCAUGUUACUAUGGAAACACAUACAGAAAGUCAUGCUGCCAAAGAAACACUUACAGAAAGUCAUGUUGCCAUAGAAACACCUACAGAAAGUCAUGUUACUAUGGAAACACAUACAGAAAGUCAUGCUGCCAUAGAAACACCUACAGAAAGUCAUGUUACAAUGGAAACGCAGCCAGAAUGUCAUGUUACUAUGGAAACGCAUACAGAAAGUCAUGCUGCCAUAGAAACACCUACAGAAAGUCAUGUUGCCAUAGAAACACCUACAGAAAGUCAUGUUACUAUGGAAACCCAGCCAGAAUGUCAUGUUCCCUGGGAAAAACCAACAGAAAGUGAUGUUUCUAUGGAAACAUUAGAAAAUAAUGUUAAAGUAGAAACAGGAGAUAGUCAUCUGAGUGAUAAAAUGUGUGUUAGGACUAAUGGCCGCCAGGGAUUGAAGGAAAUGCCAUAUGCUCUUAUUCCAAUAGACUUGCCUGCUGGUGCUACAGCUCAAGGUACACAGGGGAAUAGUGUUGCUAUGGAUGCAAACUCAAACCCUACUGAUAAAACUGAACAUGAGGUAAUUAUGGAUGCCCCAGCCAGUCCUGUUUCCACGGAAACACCUUCUAGUCCGUGCAUCACAGACUCUGCCUCAAGUCCAUCAGAAGGAACGCUCGGCCCCAAAAUAAUCCCUUUGAGUGUUGAAAAACUAGCUCCUGAAUCGUUUCACUCUCCAGACUUCAAAAGUUGUGUCCUGAUUCCAUUGGAGGGAGAAGGCAACAUCAACGAAAACAUCGUCAUGGACCACACUCAAGGGAACAAUGAGGAGACGGUCAGUAAAGGAACUGUCAUUGUUUCUCCACCUCUGCCACAACGACGAAGUAAGGUUCGCAGGUCUACAACUGCUCUUGUUGUCAGUGACCUUGACAGUGACGAUGAUGAGAAACUUCUGAUAGAUGUGUCCCCUAUUAAGGACAGUGAGAGUGAGAAAGCAGACGGACAUUCUACGAAACCGAGUCAAGUCAUCAAAUCAAAGUCACAAUCAAACAACAACGAUUGUGGAAAGGCAUUGGGAAAAAAGGGUUCAUUUUAUGAAAAAAAUACUAACAAAGAUGGCAGCGGAUCGACAAGGGUCACACGAUCUAGACAAUCACUUGAUACAAUAAUGGCACAAAUGAAAAGCUCAUCGUCAGUGAUUGAUAAACCACAGAGGAAGAAAGGUGACAAAAUGUCUAAAAAGAUGGAUAGAAAUGAAAGUAACAAUUCCAAUUGUGAAUCAAGGAAUGUCAUAGAGAGAUGUACAAGGUCAACGUCACUGAGUGAGACAAGUAGGUCAUCAUCAGAGGUCAAACCUGUUGAGGUGAAAUCGGAAUUUAUCUCUUGUGAUCAAACUUUACAAACAAGUAGCAAAGCAAAAAGUUCUGUACCAGAAAGUGACUCGGAUUCCUGUUUCUCUAUGGAUGUGUCUGAUGUGGAUGUCAAAGAUCGAGGUUCAAAGGUCAAAAGAAGGUCAUCCAGACUUUCCACGGGUAGUAGCUCUUGUAGCUUGGAGGUCAAGAGCAGUGAUAGGACUGUAAAAGCAUGCUCAAAGGUCAUGGCCUCUGACAUUAUUACAAACAUCUGUCAUGAUGUGAAGAGUGAGGAAACUGAAGUACAGCCUGUUGUGGUAAGGAAAAGAGGGCGUCCUAGAAAAAUACUGUCAGCUCCACCUUUAGGCUCAUCGACUCAUCUAGAAGAACCAAGACCCAGACAAGAUCCUGCAGACACGGAAGCUACUAGUGUUGAAGAAGACAAUAUAGGCAAUCCCAUCCCGGUGAAGAGGAAGAGAGGCAGACCUCCCAAACAAAAAGUCGGUGUAGCAGACAAACCUGUAGAGACAGAGUUAAAACAGAUUGAUGAUACUGGAAUGGACAACAGAUCAAAAGUAGGACAGACAGGUUCAGAGGUCAAGGCAUUGGCAGCCAAAUCUACUCAAAAGACAGCUUCAGCAGAAACACAUGUCAGCAGGGUAAAACCAAGACUGGUGGCAACUCUGACACCAAGGGCAGAAGAUAUGGUUGCAAAGCAAACCAAUACAAAGAAAAAGGAUUCUGGUCCAAGGUCAGGCUCGAAGAAAUUGAGUACCCCAGUCAGCACCUUUGAUUCAAUUCUACAAGGCAUGCAAAAUAUGUUACACGCACCAGAUCAAAAGGUCUCAGGUAGCCAGUGUCCUGGGCCGUCAGACGUAUCCAACACGUCUACAUUAAUGAAACAGCCAGAUGGUCAGUCCAAUGUCUCCUAUCACCUGUGGUCACUUGGUGGUUUCCAGGUAGUGGUCAGAUGUGGUUACCACGGUACUAUCCGGGACGAUGUGCAGAAGUUGUCGAAGGUACAUCUCUGUACAAAGAUGGAAUACCAGUCGUCGGAGGGACUGGAACAGGUCACUACCAGUGAAACGUGUCGCUCCUGGAUUUCCGGAUAUAUCCGGCCUCAAUGUAAACUACUCAGAGCUCGUAUCAAUCCACUCAAGUCGGAGCUGAUCGCCCUGGAGGAACUUGGCUUAAGCCAGCUGAUUGGGUCACAGCAAACAUUUAGACCUGGGGAUGCCUUUCUGAUGCUCCAAAACGUAUUCCACAAGCUGCAUCUACAGCCCCCUGGCCAGUACCUACUCCACCAUGGAGCAGGAGACAGAAACUGUAACAUCAAAAAAUGUACGGACAUGAAAAAACGAGGAUCUUAUGACCUCCAUUUUCAACACUUUGGGUUUAUGACAACAAAUACGCCCAACAGCAGCGUACCCUGGCUACCUAUAGACCCGUCCGUCAUUCUGCCAAGUCACAUGACCAAAGGAAGAGUACCUGCCACAUUUGAACCUGCAGACUAUACGGCAUGGAUCCCUCCCAAAAACAACAAGGGAAAGAAGAAGAAGAAACAAACAAAACCAAAACAGAGAGUGUAGAACACAAUGUGUCACCGAGUCAGUUGUGUGCAAUAUUUACCUAUAACGUCCGUAUAUCUACUGGUAAACCACCAGCCUCAAUACUCCAGGAGUUACGCUCACUUUCACUCUUUCCAGUCCUGAAACAUGUCAUAGCAAAAUCACAGGCUCGGUGUGUACCAACUUGUGGAUGAGACAAGAAGACAAGAUAGGUCCUUUGAUGUACACCAGAAGAACCUCGCAGUCGCCUAACUGUAAAAUUUACUAGCUCUGAAGUUGGGUGUCGCUCAUCUGUAAUCUUCAAAAGACAGCUGGUAUCAGCUCUAUAUAGCGAUUGGUCAAGAUUUUUUUUUUAACCAAACCAAUCAAAUAGCUAGGGACACUGAGCCUUCAAUUUUGCUACAGCAUAUUUCAGGGGUGCAGAGAGUGAAAGUGAGGCUAACUCCUGGAGUAUUGAAGAAGGCUUUAGACACUGUGAUCCACAGUCCUGUGGUAGUUAUGUACUUGGUGUAACCAGAGACGGAUGCUGGAGUAUUCUUAUACAGACUACGUAACAGUUUACUUUAUUUAAUUUACAUCUUCUGGAUGGCUAAGCUAAUGAUAAUUAUUAUUGUUCUGAAGAGCACCAAGAUGGAAGAAAGCGCUAGCGAAUUAUAGUGGUGUUUUAUUUUUCAUAUGUAUACACAAAUAUACAGUAAAACCUUGUUAUACUGCCACCAUUUGUCCGGAGAAACUUUGGCAUUAUGUAGGGGUUUGGUGAUAAAUUGAGGGAAAUGUGUAAAGGAAUCCUGAAGAAAACAAGAAAAAAGGGGCAUUAUAAUAUGUUGGCGAUAAAAGAGGUGGCAAAUGAAAAGAGGGGCAUUAUAUGGAGGUUUUACUGUACAAAGGAAGGAAUCUGAAUAAAUAGUCACAAUAUUUGAA